Molecule: messenger RNA, 1146 nt
Organism: Piliocolobus tephrosceles (Ugandan red Colobus)
Lineage: Eukaryota; Metazoa; Chordata; Mammalia; Primates; Cercopithecidae
Product: mucin-3B-like
Exons: 3
Coding region: 1-1146 (381 amino acids)
Source: RefSeq, a predicted model, not a curated record
AUGCAGCUGCUGGGGCUCCUCUGCCUCCUCUGGAUGCUCAAGGCCUCCCCAGGGGCCACAGGAACUGUACCUACGGCCACAUCCAUCUCUCAUGUGCCUUUCCCCAGGGCGGAAGCAGUCCGCGCUGUGCUCAGCAAUUCUCCACACUCCAGAGACCUGGCUGGGCGGCCACUCGGUGUCCCCCAGCUCCUCUCUCCUGCUCCUGGCCACAGGGAAAAUGUACCUAUGACACUCGUUACCUCUCCCCAUGACACACUCAUCUCUGAAACACUGCUCACCUCUCCAGUCAGUUCCAACACCUCAACCACCCCGAUGUCCAAGUUUGCUUUCAAGGUUGAAACCACUCCACCCACUGUAUUGGUCUAUUCGGCCACCACUGAGUGCGUGUAUCCAACGAGCUUUACAAUCACCAUCUCCCACCCCACCUCCAUCUGUGUGACCACGAUGCAGGUGGCCUUCACCAGCUCUUACACCCCCACUCCCGUGACACAGAAGCCAGUGACCACUGUCACCAGGAAUUACCCUAUGACCACUACUGAGAAACGAACGUCAGCCGUGACAUCUCCCUCUACCACCUCUGCAAGGGAAACUCCCAUAGUGACAGUGACACCGUCUUCCUCUGUGUCAGCCACAGACACAACCUUCCACACUACGGUCUUCUCUACAAUUAGAACCACAGAAAGGACUCCCCUGCCCACUGGAAGCAUCCAUACGACCAUGUCCCCAGCCCCAGUAUUUACUACUCUCAAAACAGCAGUGACUUCCACUUCCCACAUCACUUCUUCAGUCACUUCCACCGAUACAGUGACUUCUAUGACAAAGACCACCUCCCGGCCCACAGCCACUAAUACACUGUCAUCACCCACCAGUACCAUUUUAUCCUCCACACCUGUCCUGAGCACAGAAACAAUCACCAGUGGUAUCACAAACACCACUCCUCUAUCUACCUUGGUGACCACACUCCCUACUACCAUCACCAGGUCUACACCUACAUCUGAGCCCACUUACCCUACUUCUCCCACCAGCACAGUGAUAGACUCUACAACCGAAAUCACCUGCUCCACAAAGGACCCCAGUUCUCUGCACCUGCACCUCUCCUCCUCUAGCCGACUCCAGUUUUCUGCACCCGUGCCACUCCUCCUGUAG